CUCUCUGUCUGCCUCUGUAGAUUUUCCAGGGCAACUCUGACCAGGACACGCCGGUGUUGAACCUCCUCCCGGCUCCGACUCCCGCACGCUUCCUUCGCCUCCUACCCGUCACGUGGCACCCGGGCGGACUGAUUUGCCUGCGCAUGGAGGUGCUGGCAUGCACAGUAGCGGACCCAGCCGAGGAUUCUUCCUCCUCUGCUGCCCGGGGCGAUGCUGAGUCACGUGACCUGCGCCUGGACUUCCAGCACCACAACUACGACUCCAUGCGUCGGUUGAUGCGUGCGGUCCAGGCCGAGUGUCCGGACAUUGCCCGAGUCUACAGCAUCGGACGCAGCCAGGAGGGCCGGAAACUCUACGCCAUGGAGAUAUCAGACCAACCCGGCCGCCAUGAGCCUGGUGAGCCGGAGUUCCGCUACGUGGCCGGCAUGCACGGCAACGAGGUGCUGGGCCGCGAGUUGCUGCUGCUGCUCAUGCAGUACCUGUGCCGGGCCUACCUGGCGGGCGACGAGCGCGUGCGCUCGCUCGUGGACGGCACUCGCAUUCACCUGCUCCCCUCCAUGAACCCCGACGGCUACGAAGUCGCCGCCGUCAAGGUGGGAAGGAAGGCGGCUGCCCUCGCCCCCGUGUGCAGGAGGUGGCGUGGGUGAGACGUUGACCCCAAGACUCAGGUGUUGGCUACCUCGCCCGGUGAUAAGGAGAUGGCGUGGGUGAGAUGUUGAAUAGCUCGCCUGGUGUGCAGGAGGUGCCGUGGGUGAGACGUUGACCCCAAGACUAAGGUGUUGGCUACCUCGCCCGGUGAUAAGGAGAUGGCGUGGGUGAGAUGUUGAAUAG
Messenger RNA from Petromyzon marinus (sea lamprey), 831 nucleotides. NCBI's taxonomy places the organism in Eukaryota, Metazoa, Chordata, Hyperoartia, Petromyzontiformes, Petromyzontidae. The record is from RefSeq and is a predicted model, not a curated record.